Rhododendron vialii is the source of this 4558-nucleotide messenger RNA. Its product is annotated as putative disease resistance RPP13-like protein 1. The coding region runs from base 326 to 4558 and encodes 1410 amino acids. The record is from RefSeq and is a predicted model, not a curated record. Lineage: Eukaryota; Viridiplantae; Streptophyta; Magnoliopsida; Ericales; Ericaceae. The transcript has a single exon. Gene Ontology annotation, molecular function: ADP binding. Gene Ontology annotation, biological process: defense response to other organism.
UAUGCUUUUCACACUGCCAUGCAUUAUGGACUUUUACUCUCCUUUCCUAUGUGGAAGUUUGCUAAUUGUAUCUUUCUCUCUCUAUGGUAAUUAAUUUCUAGGAAAAAGAAAUGAGAAAAGUUCAUUUACUGGACUCGAGUCUACUACACUUUGCUAACAACCCUCAAAUUGUUACAUCCAAUUCAUUUCACUUCUCCUUUUCUAUCUUGUGAAACCCCUUUUUCAUGAAAUAGCAAAACUCCAUUCGGUGAAACAUCAGCAUUCAGGCAUAUGAGCUGUUGUUUCUCUAUACAACACAACUAAUUCCUUUUCCACAGAGAAAAAAAUGGCUGAAAUAUUUCUUGGUGCACUCAUUGAGGUGGUAUUUGAGAAGUUGGCAUCGGGCGAUCUAUGGAACUUUGCACGUAAGGAGCGGAUUCAUACUCUGUUGACGAAAUGGAGGAGGAUGUUGGAACAAGUUCAGGCGGUGGUUGCAGAUGCUGAGGAGAAACAAAUCACGGACCGGGGUGUUAAUUUGUGGCUCUCCGAUCUUGAGGACUUGAGUUAUGAUAUGGAUGACGUACUGGACGAGUUCGCAACUGAAGCUUUGCGACGGAAGGUGAUGGAAGGGCCUCGAGCUAGCACCAGUAAGGUACGUGCACUCAUACCUAAUUGCUGUACGAAUCUCAAUCCAAGCACUCUAGUGUCAGAUUUUAGAAUGAAGUCCAAGAUGGAUGAGAUCACUACGAGGUUGCAAGACCUUUUUGAUCGAAGAAUGGUGCUUGGCUUGCAAAACAUAGCUAAAGAGGGGUUUGAUAGAGCACCACUAAGACGACUCACUUCAUCUUUACCAAUUGAACCUUGUCUCUAUGGUAGGGAUAAUGAUAAAAAGGUGAUACUAAAGUUGCUCCUAAGUGAUCAAUCUAGUAGUAACAAAGUCGGGGUAGUCCCGAUUGUGGGUAUGGGUGGGGUCGGCAAGACCACCCUUUCUCAAAUGGUCUACAACGACGAGAUGGUGGACAAGCAUUUUGAAAUGAAAGCAUGGGUCUGCGUAUCUGAAGAGUUUGAUAUUAUAGGAGUGACUAAAGCGAUUAUUGAGUCUGUCACUUCCAGGACUUGCAAGUUUAAAGCCUUGGAUCAAGUUCAAGUUGAGCUAAAAAAGGCUUUGGCUGGGAAAAGGUUCUUGAUCGUUCUUGAUGAUGUGUGGAACCAAAAUCACAGUGAUUGGAGCAGUUUAAAGAGCCCUUUCAAUGAUGGAGCCCUAGGAAGUAAAGUCAUUGUAACAACACGCAUUAUGGAUGUUGCAUUUAUGAUUGCUGGGCCCAGUAAAUAUCACUUCCUAAAGGAACUAUCCGAGGAUGAGUGUUGGUUAGUGUUUGCGCAACAUGCAUUUGAGGAUAGAAGUAUGGAUGCUAAUCCAAAUUUGGUUUCAAUUGGUCGGAAAAUUGUCAAAAAAUGUAAAGGCUUGCCUUUGGCUGCUAGGACACUCGGUGGCCUUCUACGUUGUAAAUUGAGAGAGGAUGAAUGGGAAGGAGUAUUGAACAAUAAAAUAUGGGAGUUACCAGAAGAGGAAAGUUAUAUUCUUCCAGCUUUGAAAGUAAGUUAUUAUCACCUUCCUUUGCAUAUAAAGAAAUGUUUUGCAUAUUGUUCCAUAUUGCCGAAGGAUUAUGAAUUUGAGGAGAAUGAACUAGUUUUCUUGUGGAUGGCUGAAGGCUUAAUUCCGAAGCAAAAAGGGAAAAAGCAAAUAGAAGAUGUUGGUUGUGAGUACUUUCAUGAACUAUUAUCGAGGUCAUUUUUUCAACCAUCAAGUAGUGGUGAACUAUUUGUAAUGCAUGACCUCAUCAAUGAUUUGGCUCAGUUUGUUGCCAGAAAAAUUUGUUUUAGGUUAGAGGAUAAACUGAAAGAGAGUGAGGGAGAUGAAAUUAUAAAUAAAGCUCGACAUUCAUCCUACACACGCGGUUAUUGUGAUGGCAUGAAGAAGUUUGAGGCCUUUCAGAAAGCCAAAUAUUUGCGGACAUUUUUACCAUGUGGAUCUAGAUAUCAAGGAUUUGCCAACUUGACUAGCUAUGUUCCCCUCCGUUUGUUGCCGGGUCUAAGACGUUUACGUGUGCUUAGUUUGAGAAGAUAUCGAAUAGGUGAACUUUCAAAUUCGAUUGGGGAUUUGAAACAUGUGAGGUACCUUGACCUUUCAUGUGCCUUGAUUUUAACGUUACCAGAAUCAAUAAGCACUCUCUACAAUCUACAAACGCUAAUUUUGAGAGACUGUAAAAAUCUCAUGAAGUUGCCUACAAAUACUAGUGACUUGAUUAGUUUGCGUCAUCUCGAUAUUACCGGUGCAGAUUCCUUACAAGAAAUGCCACCAAAAAUAGGAAAAUUGACAAGUCUUCGUACAUUAUCAAACUUCAUUGUUGGCAAUGGCAACGGGUCUACGAUAACUGAGCUGGGCAACUUGAUUCAGCUUAGAGGGACACUUUGCAUCUCAGGGUUGGAGAAUGUGACGGAUGCUCUAGAUGCCUGGAGGGCCAACUUGAAGGAUAAACAAGGCUUAGAUGCGCUACUGAUGAAAUGGAGUAACAUCUCAUAUAAUUCUCGCAAUAGGAGUGUUGAAUCAAAAGUGCUUGAUAUGCUGGAACCUCACAAGAAAUUAAAGGAGCUUUCCAUUAGUGGUUACGGUGGUCUCACAUUCCCAACUUGGGUUGGAAAUUCUUUGUUCUCCAAUAUGGUCUACUUGAAGUUCCAAAACUGUGAAAAAUGCACUUCCUUGCCACCUUUGGGGCAGUUACCCUCGCUUGCAAAACUCUACAUUCAAGGAAUGAAGGCAGUAGGUAAUGUUGGACUUGAGUUCUAUGGCUUGGGUCACUCAAAUCCUUUUCCAGCUCUAGAGAUUUUAACCUUCAACGACAUGCCCAAAUGGAAAGACUGGACUCCUUAUGGAGUUGAGGAGGGAGUUCAAGCAUUUGCUCGCUUAUCAAAGCUCUCCAUUAUAAGGUGUCCCAAGCUUUCGCAUGAGUUGCCCAAAAAUCUUCCUUGUUUAAGAAAACUGGAUAUUGAGGAGUGCCCGAUGUUGGUGUUUGCGUGGGUUCCAACCUCUACAGAGCUGAAUGAAGUGAGGAAUACACUUCACUUGGAUUCACUCAUCUCCUUGCAUCUAAACAAUGUUUUGAUUUCGGACUCCUGUAGUUUUGAAGUCUGUGGUCAAGCAGUGCUUAGAAACUCAAGGUAUAGCCUCUUGAGUUCGUUGACUUCCUUGAAAGUGGAAAAUAUUCGGGGUCACACAUGCCUACCCAUUUGGUUCUUAGGGCUGACAGGACUCGUAGAAUUAUAUCUCUCUGGUUUCGAAGAACUGACAACAUUGUGGGAGAACGAGUUGAGACUACAAGGCCGUUUCCCUGCCCUCCGACGCCUUGCAAUUCGAAAUUGCCCCAAACUUAUCUCCUUGUUUGCUGAAGGAGGAGAAGGAGACGACCUCAAAUCUCUUCAAAAGCUUUCCAUCUACCGCUGUCCAUGCCUCUUCUCUUUCCCAACAACAGGUUUGCCGUCUACUCUGAGAGAGCUGCAGAUUGAAUUCUGUGAUGGUCUGCUGUCCCCGCUUGAUUUGACAUUGCUGAAUAAUCUUGAGAAGCUGUAUAUUUCUUCCUGUCCAUCGCUCACAUACUUAAGUGCUGGAAGGGGGCUACCGCCUGCCCUCAAAGAACUGACGGUUCAUCGUUGUACAAAGCUAAAGUCGCUAAUAGCAGAGGGGAUGAAGAUCAUUUCUCCAUCUCUUGAAUAUAUUGAGAUCUGGGAUUGUAAGAGUCUCAAAACACUACCAGAUGUUAUGCAAAAUAAUGGUCUCAAGAAUCUCAGUCGACUGCAGAUAUGGAACUGUGAGAAUCUAGAGUCCCUUCCGGAAGGAUGGUUUCCCACAACCAAUUUGACUGAAUUUUAUAUCUUCGACUGCGAGAAAAUCGAGCCCCUUCCAAACCACGCGUACAACAACAACAACAACCUCGCUUCUCUCAAAAAGCUAGGACUAAAUAGUUCUCCUAUGGCUACAGGACUCGCCUCUCACAUUCUGGAUGAAGGGAGUUCCUUCUGCUUCACAAACAUCACUUCACUUGGCAUCGCCAACGUCGACAUCGGUAAGCUGUGUGGUUUGCACCGAUUGUACUCUCUCAGAGAACUCUCCCUUUCUGAUUGCGAUGGGGUUUCCUUUCCAGAAGAUGGGAAGUUGUCGUUUCCCUCCGCUCUGGUCGUUCUUCGCAUCUGGAAAUUCCCAUAUCUGGAGAAGCUAUCUUUCAAGGACUUUGAAAAUCUUGUCUCUCUUGAACAACUUCAAAUUGAUAACUGCCCCAAGCUCAUGUCCAUUUCAGAGCUAGGACAGCUUCCCUUGCUUUCGGAUUUGGAGAUCUGUUACUGCCCCAACCUUGCAUUGUUUCCGGAGCAUGGGCUGCCUCCCUCGCUUUUGUCUUUGGUGAUCCGCGGGUGUCCGAUACUGGAACAACGAUGCGAAAAGGGUAAAGGCCAAUAUUGGCGCUCCAUUGCACACAUUCCUGAAGUCUGGAUAGACCAUAGAUUUGUCUUUGACCCAAGCAGCUAA